AUGGGUCUCUUCCUCGCGCUAUCUCCUCUCGCCGUCGUGAGGGUCCGGCAUCUCCGCGGGUUCUACAGGCGGUUCAUCAAGGACUUCUCCAAGAUCACCAGACCUUUGACGCUGUUGUGUAAGGAGGUCAAGUUCGACUUUGACAGUACAUGUUUGGAGGCCUUUCACACGAUCAAGGGAGCUCUGGUGAGUGCUCCAAUUGUCCAACCUCCUGACUGGAGCCUUCCUUUCGAGGUGAUGACAGAUGCUAGUGACUAUGCUGUCGGAGCGGUUCUGGGCCAGAGAAAGGAGAAGAAGCUGCACGUGAUCUACUACGCCAGUCGCACACUUGAUGAAGCUCAGUGCAAGUACGCUACGACUGAGAAGGAACUAUUGGCGGUGGUGUUUGCAUUUGAGAAGUUUCGGUCCUAUCUUGUUGGAUCGAAGGAGUUCGAUCUGGAGAUCAAGGAUAAGAAAGGGAUUGACAAUGGUGUAGCUGAUCACCUGUCAAGGAUGAAGAUCGAUGAUGACGUCCCUCUAGACGACAGUCUACCUGAUGAGCACGUCUACGCUGUUGAGGUGAUCGAUUACGGCUCGCUGAUGAUGGAGUUCGAUCGAGUACAUGAAGGAGAUCGAUCGAAUGGAGAUGACGGAGAUCGUGCUUUGAGCUGUAACGCCGUUAACCGUUCCAGUUUCCCAUGGUUUGGAGAGAUAGCCAAUUACCUCGCUGCUGAGCACGAACCUACUGGUUUUGUGGGGAACAAGAAGAAGAAGAGAUGUGUAGCUGAUGAGGAGAUACCUGGGAUCUUGUUCCACUGUCAUAGCUCGUCUUAUGCUGGACACUUCGCGACGUACAAGACUGUAUCCAAGGCGCUGCAAGCUGGCUACUGGUGGCCCACCAUGUUCCGAGAUGCUCACAGAUUCGUGUCUAAGUGUGAUGUGUGCCAGAGACAGGGGAACAUCAGUAAGAGAAACGAGAUGCCACAGAACUUCAUUCUGGAAGUAGAGGUUUUCGACGUGUGGGGAGUUGACUUCAUGGGACCCUUCCCAUCUUCCUAUGGAAACCUGUACAUUUUGGUGGCUGCACAUGGAGAUCCUCAAGUAUACCAACAGGGAACUUGGUCGACCUAUCAGGGAACACCAAGGAGACUUUCGUGGGUUGGAACUUUGUGUAUCCCAGUCGCUUGGCCACAGAAUACGGCAUCAGGUUCACGCUCGAGCCAAGAUCGCAAAGAGAGAACGCGAAGGUCAUAUGGCCAAUCUGCACUGACAAGACAAAUCUUCCUGGAUCGCUCCUCUUCUUGA
This is a messenger RNA of Microthlaspi erraticum, 1284 nucleotides long. NCBI's taxonomy places the organism in Eukaryota, Viridiplantae, Streptophyta, Magnoliopsida, Brassicales, Brassicaceae. The record is from the annotation of a GenBank genome assembly.